AUGUGCCCAAUAUGUCUAACUCACCCAGAAACCACGUCCCAUGUUCUAUGGACGUGCAAAGCAGCCCAAGAUGUAUGGAGCAAUAGUUCGAGAAGAUCACAGAAAAGCAGGACUGAGGAGGCUCCUUUUUAUGAGUUGCUCACAGAGCUUCUAUCUACUCUUCCUAUAGAGGAACACACUAAGCUAGCUCUCAUAGCUAAGGAACUCUGGUACAGAAGGAACAAAUUUAUCUUUGAAUCCAGAUUCACCUCACCUCAACAGGUUUUAAAGCUUGUCUCCACCAGCAUAUCAAACUUGGAUGAGCUAGAAAGACACCAACUGAAGAUAACUCCCAAAAGCCAGUCUCUUGCCAAGUGGUGUAAGCCUCCUACCAACAGCUAUAAAAUAAAUUGGGAUGCAGCCAUCGACAAGGUUAACUGCAAGGUGGGCAUCGAUGUGUCAAUCAGAGAUUGGAAUGGCCUUGUGACAGCAACACUCAGGAGCCCUUGUUACUAUUUUCGUGAUCCACUUAUGGGAGAAGCAUUAUCUGCUUUGAGAGCUGUGCAAUUCGACAUCAAGAUCGAACUUAACAAUGUCAUCUUCAAAGGGGAUUCAAAGCAGGUGAUAAACGGCAUAAAUGUUUCAAUUGAAAAUUGGAGUAUUGCGGGUUGA
Molecule: messenger RNA, 651 nt
Organism: Juglans regia (Persian walnut)
Lineage: Eukaryota; Viridiplantae; Streptophyta; Magnoliopsida; Fagales; Juglandaceae
Exons: 1
Coding region: 1-651 (216 amino acids)
Molecular function (GO): nucleic acid binding; RNA-DNA hybrid ribonuclease activity
Source: RefSeq, a predicted model, not a curated record